AUGAUUAAGUACUACCAACACAACCUAGCACUGGCAUUUGCUGUAAAUGAGAUCAAUGAGAAUCCCCAGAUAUUGCCAAAUGUCACCCUUGGAUUCCACAUUUAUGACAGCUACUUUGAUCUGAAAAUGACUUCCCGUACCACUCUGGACCUGCUUUUCAAGUUGCGGAGAUUUCUUCCUAAUUACAAAUGUGGCACCCAGAAAAAUGUAAUAGCUGUCCUUGGAGGACUUGAUGCUGAUAUCUCCUUCCAUAUGGCAGAUAUCUUAGGACUCUACAAAAUUCCACAGGGGCCUCCCCUCUCUGAGUGCAAUCCUCACUGUCUUCCUGGUUCUCAGAAGAAAAAGAAGGAAGGGGAGAAAUUUUGCUGCUACGAUUGCGCCCCUUGCUCAGCAGGGAAGAUUUCAAGCCAAAAGAGGCCCCCAGCACCCAUGACGACCUUGGCUGCCGCCACCACCACUUCUGAAAUAGGAACAAUGAUAGAUUUACACAGAGAUACAGCCAUUGUCAAAGCCAACAACCGAGACAUCACUUAUGUUCUCCUAGUCUCUCUCCUGCUCUGCUUCCUCUCUCCCUUGCUAUUUCUUGGAGAACCAAGCCAUGCGACCUGCUUUAUUCGUCAAGCUGCUUUUGGUAUCAUCUUCUCUGUGGCCAUUUCUUGUGUGUUGGCCAAAACCAUCACUGUGGUGGUAGCUUUUAUGGUCACCCAACCUGGGUCCAGUUUGAGGAAAUGGGUGGGGAAAAGACUAACCAACUCAAUUGCCCUUUUUUGCUCCCUUAUUCAAGCAGCCAUUUGUAUGGUAUGGCUAACAAUCACUCCCCCUUUUCCAGAUUUUGACAUGGAUUCUUUGAUUGAAGAAAUCAUAGCAGAAUGUAAUGAAGGGUCUACCACCAUGUUAUACAUAGUUCUGGGCUACAUGGGACUUCUGUCCCUCAUCAGCUUGACUGUGGCUUUCUUUGCAAGGAAGUUGCCAGACAGUUUUAAUGAAACCAGAUUUAUUACCUUCAGCAUGCUGGUCUUUUGUAGUGUUUGGAUGUCCUUCGUUCCAACCUAUCUGAGCACUAAAGGGAAGUACAUGGUAGCUGUGGAAAUCUUCUCUAUCUUGGCAUCUGGUGGUGGGCUAUUGCUUUGUAUCUUUUCUCCCAAGUGUUAUGUGAUUGUGUUUAGGUCUGAGCUGAACAACAGAGAGCAACUAAUUAGGAGGAAGAAUUAA
This is a messenger RNA of Heteronotia binoei (common prickly gecko), 1212 nucleotides long. Its product is annotated as vomeronasal type-2 receptor 26-like. NCBI's taxonomy places the organism in Eukaryota, Metazoa, Chordata, Lepidosauria, Squamata, Gekkonidae. The transcript has 4 exons. The record is from RefSeq and is a predicted model, not a curated record. Gene Ontology annotation, molecular function: G protein-coupled receptor activity. Gene Ontology annotation, biological process: G protein-coupled receptor signaling pathway. Bases 1 to 1212 code for a protein of 403 amino acids. Gene Ontology annotation, cellular component: membrane.